GUGUGGCUCACCUUUCUGCAGAGAUGUACAAAGCUGCUUUAGUCUCUCUGGCCAUUUUAUUUGGUCUGUGUAAUGGACAGGGUCUUAAUGUGCUGUCCUUUAACGUGAGACAGUUUGGAAGAUCCAAGUAUUCUGAUCAAGAGGUGGUUAAUACACUUAUCGAGAUAGUGAGAGGCUAUGAUCUUAUUCUAAUCAUUGAGCUGGUUGAUGUCAGUCAGACAGUUCUUCCUGGGUUUGCAUCACAAUUGAACGAGGCUGUUGCUAGCUCUGGGAUACGAUAUAAUUACUCAGUUAGUGAAAGAGUUGGAAGAAGCCAUGUUAAGGAGCAAUAUGUCUUCCUUUAUAAGACCAGUGAGAUACAAAUCUUAGACAGUUAUCAAUAUCCUGACAACAGUGACAUGUUUGAGAGACCGCCUUACUCUGUUCUAGUCAGGACUCUAAAUAGAAAUCAUGGAAAUAUACCACCAUUCUUCCUAAUCGCCAGUCACACAAAGCCAACAGAUGCUCCAGAAGAAAUCAAUCAUCUUGAUAACGUCUUUGAAGCAACUAGCUCUGCAUUCUCAACUAGUAAUGGAGCCAUAUUAGGUGACCUGAAUGCAGGCUGCAGCUAUUUAUCACGAACAAGAUACAAUACGCUUGAUUUGGUGGUCAAUACUAGCUUCACCUGGUGGAUAGGCUAUGAUACUGAUACUACAACCGGAACAACCAACUGUGCUUAUGACAGAAUAAUCACUUGGUCAUCAUUGACUCCUUAUAUAGUCAAUGGAAGUGCUAGUGUGGUACUGUUUGACAAUCAAUAUCAGCUAUCAUCUCAACAAACAGCAGCAGUUAGUGACCAUUAUCCAAUUAGUAUUAGUCUAAAAGGAGAAGUUGCUGACAGUGCUUUCACAGUCAAUUCCGCACCGUUGCUAGUUAUUGUUCUUGUGCUAAUUGGAGCAUUGUUACUGUACUGAUGUGAUUGCAACAGAAUCUAUGAGAGGGGAAUGUGUUGGAGUGUUUUAUAAUACUUUAAAUUGUGAAGUCUGAAUUUUUUAUUUUGUUAUUAAAAAACUAUUGAUUUUGUUCAUGUAUUUCUAUAAUAACUUUAACCAUGCAUAUUUUUAUUAUUUUUCAAUUUUGUUAGCUUGAGUGUUGUUACAUGCAUAAUAUUGCUGUGAUCUGUUAAGCUACCAAUGG
Amphimedon queenslandica is the source of this 1176-nucleotide messenger RNA. RefSeq names its product deoxyribonuclease-1-like. The record is from RefSeq and is a predicted model, not a curated record. Gene Ontology annotation, cellular component: nucleus. The coding region runs from base 24 to 953 and encodes 309 amino acids. Gene Ontology annotation, biological process: DNA catabolic process. The transcript has 8 exons. NCBI's taxonomy places the organism in Eukaryota, Metazoa, Porifera, Demospongiae, Haplosclerida, Niphatidae. Gene Ontology annotation, molecular function: DNA binding; deoxyribonuclease I activity.